CUGGGCCAGCCCUUGCUCUCGGGCUGAGCCCAGAUGUUGAUCUUCAGCAUGUUUAUAAUGAUUAAGCUCAUCCGCUCCCAGGAGGCGCUGGAAUGUAUGAUGGGAGAGUAUGAGGUAGAUGAAAAGUGCUGCUACCCUUGCGAUCCAGGUUACAGAGUUGAUGGGCAAUGCAGUAUAAUGACAGGCACCAUGUGUAUGCCUUGCGGUUCCGGGACAUACACAGCAGAGCAGAGUGUCCUGAAGUGUCUCCAGUGUAAAGUCUGUGACUCUGAGUCUGGCUUCAUGACCAGAUGGGAAUGUUCAUCUACAUCCAACACCGUGUGUGGCUGUUCUCCAGGCCAUUUCUGCGCUAACAUGAAAGAUGACGACUGUGAGACGUGUGUGCGUCACCGAGUCUGUGACCCUGGCCAAUAUAUGAAGUCUAGAGGCACAGAGAGAAACAACACCAACUGUGAAAAGUGCCAGGCAGGGACAUUUUCCCCGAAUGGAACCCUUGGCCAGUGUCUGCCAUGGACAAAUUGUACUGCACAGGGUUUAUUUGAAGAAAAGCCAGGCACGGACACCAAGGAUGAAUUGUGCUCUCCAUAUAGCAACUAUCAACUCACAUUUAUCAUCAUUCCAUUCAUUGCCAUCGUUGUCAUCGCUGUCAUCGCUGCCGCUGCCAUCAUUUUGGUGGUGAAGUUAGUUAGAAGGAAAAAAAACCAAGCAGACCAUAUUCGUGCUGACAUGAAAGAUGAUGACUGCGAGCUAUCUGUGUGUGUCACCAAGUCUACACCGCUGUCCAAUACGUGAAGUCUGGAGGCCAAAGCAUCACAUGGUGGAAAUAUCUUUGACCCUCUUGAGGCCACUGGUUCAGUCACCAACUUGCCUGGGCAGGAGACUGGACAACAAGAAGAAUCAGCUCUAAUAAGUGAAGUAACAUGCCAGAGUCAGGACAGCAGGGAACCUUGAUUGUGCCCUUGGGAGUACAGUGAAAUGCCAAGGCCAAGUCAUACUCUCUGUCUGUCAUUGGGACAAAGCUCAUCCCCAGCAAUGGUGGCCACCUCCUGCUUGAACCUCCUCCUAGCUUUGGAGCCAGAAGCAUUCCACAUGGCCAGUGAUAUCUAAAGCAGGCCAAAAGUUUCACCACCAACAUCCAGUUCGUAUGUCCUGUCCCAGAGCAGAGCGUGGCAACCUGGGCAACAGUGCCCGAGUUCUGAGAGGGUGAAUGGGCUAUGACUAUGUGUCUGGGAUGAAGAGACUCUGCUUGCCAAGGACCAACGUGAAAAAGGUGGCUGGCCACCUGGUGUUUUACAUAAAGGUUUUUUUUUUAAUUUAUGUUAUAUAAUUUAUUUUUUGUUGUUAUUUAAUUGUUUAGUCAUAUCUUACUCUUUGUUAUCCUAUUUGAAGUCUUCUUUGUAAAGAUACUGGAGCGGUUUGCCAUUUCCUUCUCCAGCUCGUUUGACAGAUGAGGAAACUGGGU
Molecule: messenger RNA, 1462 nt
Organism: Trichosurus vulpecula (common brushtail)
Lineage: Eukaryota; Metazoa; Chordata; Mammalia; Diprotodontia; Phalangeridae
Product: tumor necrosis factor receptor superfamily member 14-like
Exons: 8
Coding region: 34-792 (252 amino acids)
Biological process (GO): positive regulation of T cell migration; negative regulation of alpha-beta T cell proliferation; defense response to Gram-negative bacterium
Cellular component (GO): external side of plasma membrane
Molecular function (GO): protein binding
Source: RefSeq, a predicted model, not a curated record